GGGCCGGGCAACCGAGUCCCGGCCUCCCCGGCUACCGGAGGGCGAUGAUUUUCUUUCCCUCCACGCCGAUUCGGAUGAGGAAGGGGAUUUCGGCGCCGACAGCCAACCCGAUCCGCGUUGGAAAGGGGGAGGUUCCGACCUCCGCCGCAAAAUCCUGAGCCAGCGCCGCCUGCGCGCCCCGCCCUCGCCGCGCUCCCCCUCCGCCGCUUCCCGCAAGAAACCCAAACGCUCGCGGGAACGAGGGGGAGCGGAGCGCCAUCGCCGCCGCGGUUCCCGCUCUCGUUCCCGUCGGCGUUCCUGGUCGCGGAGUCGACGUUCCCGUUCGCGGGAAAAACGCCGGAGCCGACGUUCGGGGAGCGGCGAGCGACCUCGGCGUCCUCGGCACAAGGAAAAACACCGAGGCGAGGGGAAGAAGAAAAAGAAGCAACGGUCGCGUUCCCGGGAACGCCGGCCAUCCCGGCGCCCGUCCCGCGAAGGACCGGGAGAUCCCAAAACGGAAAAAGGCGGAGAACAGGCGGCGCGGCGGCGGGAAGCGCGGGCGGUGGUGCCGCCUUCCGUCCAGGAGCUGAACGACGCCGAUCUCUUCGCCAUCAAACGGACCAUCACCGUCAGUCGACGAGAAGGAACGCCGGAACCGGCGAAACGAGAGGUGCUCUACGAUUCCGAAGGAUUAAGUUUCGAGGGAUUUUCCGAUCGGGAACCUCCGGAAGCGCCGGCGCGGGGGGGUAAAGGAGAAACGCGCCCGGCGACGGAGGGCAAGAAGGAGAAGGAGCGGAAGCGGAGCCGGCCGGAGGAGCGUCCCCCCGCUCGCGAGAAAUACAAGAAGAAAUUUAAGGAGACUCCCGGUCGCCCGCCGCCGCUCCCGCCGGAGCCGGCGAAGGGGGAGAAGGAGAAGCCGCCGCGCGGCGAGAGGGAGAAGCCGGCGAGGAAGAGUAAAAGCGGGGGGCACAAGGAUGGGGAGGGGGUCCCCGCGAAACCCCCCGCUUCCCGGAAGGUGAAGCUGCAAUCCAAGGUGGCCGUUCUCAUCCGGGAGGGCGUCAGCUCCACCACGGCGGCGGGGAAGGAGAGCGGCGGCGGUUCCGGCGGCGGUUCCAUCGGGGUGAAGUUCAGUCGCGACGCCGAAAGCCGAGCGCCGUUUCUCAAAGCCGAGGAGAAAGCGGCGGCCGAGGCCAAGGCGGGGGGCAAAGCCGAGCCCCCCAAGGACGCGGGGGUCAAGGUCAAGAAGACCAAAACCCCCAAGACCAAGGCGGGGUUGAAGAAGGCCAAGGGCGCCGGCGGCAAGGCCAAGGCCGGCGGCGAGGCGAGGAAGAAGAGGAAGGCCAAACCCAAGGGCUCGCUCAAGAAGUCCAAAGCGGACAGUUGUAGCCAAGGGGCCGGUAGCCCCCCGCUCCGCUUGCCCCCCAAAGUCGAACCGACGUGGUCGG
Nipponia nippon (crested ibis) is the source of this 1424-nucleotide messenger RNA. The record is from RefSeq and is a predicted model, not a curated record. NCBI's taxonomy places the organism in Eukaryota, Metazoa, Chordata, Aves, Pelecaniformes, Threskiornithidae.